Molecule: messenger RNA, 1437 nt
Organism: Striga asiatica
Lineage: Eukaryota; Viridiplantae; Streptophyta; Magnoliopsida; Lamiales; Orobanchaceae
Source: the annotation of a GenBank genome assembly
GUUCCAAUUCACAAACUUUCACUAUCAAAUUUCAUCAUUCUGGUAAGUUUGUUGAUAUUGGUGGAAUCAAACAAUAUAUGGGUGCUAAUAUUGGUGUUGGUCAUGUUAAUUUUUGUGAUCCGGAUGAGGUGUCGAUGCUUGAGUUAGUAAGCAUGUGUGAUGAGUUGGGUUUACAUGGAGUGAAAGCAUUUCAUUGCAACCUGGAUGAGAUUAAUUAUUGCAGGAAUACUGUCAUUGUGCAAAGUGAUCUUGAUGCAAUGAAUUUAGUUAAUUUCAUUGAUGAAAAUAGGACAGUUGGAGUUUUUCUUGAACAUAAUGAUGAAACUUUUCCUGAAAUUACUGAAAGGUUGGAUUUUGUGGGGGAUUUUGAUGUUCUAAUUGAAUAUGAAGGGGAUAAAGUAGGUGAAGGGAAAGACAGUGAUGUUGAAGUUGAGCAAUAUGUGAGUAGUGAUUCUGAGUAUGAGGAUGAGUUUGUAGAUAGUAACAAUUAUGCCACUGAUGAAGAUGAUUUACUAUUUGAAAAAAAUAUUGACGAUGAUGUGGAAUGGGGGGGACUAGACAUGAGGAAGAAGAAAAAAAUUGGGGAAACUUCUACCACUGAGCAAAUGGGUAGAGAUAAGAAAAGAAAGUCUAGAAAAGAAAAACCAAUUCUAGAUGGGAUGGACUGCAAGCUGGAACCUAAAAAUUAUUCUAGGAAAAAAACCCCAUCUGAACAGGCUGAAAUUGGUGGAGGUAAAGGGAAAAGAAAAUCUGUUGAUUCUAAAAUGUCAAGGAAAGGGAUGAUUAUGACUUGUAAAACAUGCAAGAAGCCUAAUCAUAAUUCAAGGGGAUGCCCAAUGAAGAAAGACUCCACCAUUCAUCUCCAAAACUGGAUCAUAUUUUUAUUGUAUUCUUUCUUAUUUUUGCAUGUAGCCACUCGAAAGAAGAGCAGGAGGGAAAAACAACUUGAACCUAGAACCAACAAUAAAUUGCAGGUCAACAGGUGUGUAGAGGUUUCAAGUCAACAGUCCUCAACAACUGACUUAUUUGAACAAGAUGUGCACAGGACAAAGAAGAUUAUUCAGAAGAUGGUCAAUUCAAAUGUGAAGCUUUUUGGAGAAGCUAUCAAAUUCUCAACAACGCCAGGACAAGGAUCACAUCUUAGGACAAUUUCCACAGAGGAGGAUGCACCACUAUUAGGAUCAUAUUGAUUGUUACAUGGUGCUUUAUGUUUUACUUUGUGGUUCUUUGUUCUUUCAUUAAACUUGUAGUGUUUUGGUAGGUUUUGGACAGUGUGCUCUGAAGUUCUGUGAAUUUUGGUAUGCGACUCUUAAAACUAGUAGUGAUGGAGUUUUGGCAAGUAUGUGGUACUUUUGAUGUGCCAGGAUAUGCCACUCUUAAAACUAGUAGUGAUGGAGUUUUGGCAAGCAUGUAGUAUUUUUGAUAUGGCAGGAUAUG